This is a messenger RNA of Malassezia restricta, 1341 nucleotides long. Its product is annotated as glucose transporter. The record is from RefSeq and is a predicted model, not a curated record. The coding region runs from base 1 to 1341 and encodes 446 amino acids. Gene Ontology annotation, molecular function: hexose transmembrane transporter activity. The transcript has a single exon. Gene Ontology annotation, cellular component: membrane. Gene Ontology annotation, biological process: monosaccharide transmembrane transport. NCBI's taxonomy places the organism in Eukaryota, Fungi, Basidiomycota, Malasseziomycetes, Malasseziales, Malasseziaceae.
AUGCGUGGCGCAGGCAUGCGCAGACCACCGGGAUGGGUGUGUAUGGUGGCAUGGAUCGUGCUGGCGCCAUUUCAUUUCGGAUACGGCGUGUCGCAGCUGAAUGCCCUGGAAAAAGUAUGGGUGUGCAAGCCGAGUACCACGACGGCGUGUCUGGGCAUGACGGAGGACGAAUUCGGACUGGCCACGGCCAUGUUUACCAUCGGAGGCACCAUCGCUUCUCUGCUGUGCGCACCAGCCGCACGAUACGCGUAUGCGGGGCGCCGUGCAUGUCUUCUCAUGUGUGCGUCCCUCGCGCUCGUCAGCAGCCUUCUGCUGUCGACCACGACCACGACCAAGAUGAUCUCUAUGGCGCGGCUUGUGUACGGUCUCUGCGCUGGGAUUGCGAUUGUACAGACGCCAUUAUACCUCCAAGAACUCGCGCCUCCCGCGAUCCGUGGCGCGAUCGGCACACUCAAUCAGCUAGCGGUGGUCAUGGGCAUUUUUACGGCGCAGCUGGUGGGCACUUGGGCCGUGACUACGCAUCACCCCUGGCAGCGAGUGCCGCAAGUGAGUGCUGCGGUCGCUCUGAUCCAGCUGAUCGUUGGCUACGUAUGGGCAUGUGAGAGUCCCGGAUGGCUCGAGGGGGACGGCACUGCGCUGGGCGUCGGAUCUGCCGCGGCAGCAGCGCAGAUCCGGUCUCGACUGGGGUGCACGGACGGGGUGUAUGAGCGCGUACACGCGCAGGAUGCUCCGAUACUGGGCGCAGACGAGCGGCCGCCGCGGACAUGGGCGCAGGGUAUCCGAAUCGUGGUCGUGACGCAGGUGGCACAGCAGCUCAGCGGUGUGAACGCCAUCAUGUACUACAGCACGGGCAUCAUGUCGCGUGUUCUGCCGCAUCUUGCGCCCUUCGUGGGUCUGCUCAUUACGCUCGUGAAUAUCAUCAUGACGCUUCCGCCGCUCUGGCUCAUCGAUGACGCGCGCUUCGGCCGCCGCCGACUCUUGCUCUUUUCCGCGACGAGUAUGGGUCUUUGCUGCUUUGUGCUUGCAUGGGCGCUGAUGCGGUCGUAUGCAUGGCUCAGUUCCGUGUCGAUUCUUCUCGUGAUGGCCAGCUUCGCCGUCGGACUGGGCCCCGUGCCGUUUGUCAUGUUGCCCGAAGUGCUUCCUCCGUCGCACGUGUCGCUUGGAUCUUCGAUCGGCCUGGGCCUCAACUGGCUCACGAACAUCGUGGUGGCGCUGUCGUUCCAACCGCUGCGCCGCCUGCUCGGGGCCUGGGACGGCCAGACGGGCAGUCUCGUCUUUGUCGUGCUGGGGGUACUCAACCUUGCUUUCGCCUCGCUCAUACGGCGUAUGUACACAACCUAA